Molecule: messenger RNA, 733 nt
Organism: Microdochium trichocladiopsis
Lineage: Eukaryota; Fungi; Ascomycota; Sordariomycetes; Xylariales; Microdochiaceae
Exons: 1
Source: RefSeq, a predicted model, not a curated record
AACACGCCUGAUCUUCCACACACGCCCGAUCUUGAGCACCUUACAACCACCAUGCCAGAAGUUGGCAUCAUCGUCGUUGACGAUUCGAGCGACACAGAGUCAGUCGACAGCUGGUCCAGUUAUCGUCACAAACCAGCUCGAAGGGUCGCCCACCAGUCCUCGCAUAGCGAGAGCGAUAUUGCGGAAGACGUCGGGCGCAAGGACUACAACCUGCCUGUCGCUUCCCAUGUCGACACAUGCACCACCAGCAAACAACACCCUUCUCCCGCAUCGGUAUCUGCAAACGAUCCAUUGGGACCCUCGGAGCCUUGCACGAGUCUCUCGAGUGCUCGCAAUCCGGCAGAGUCACCCCGCGGACGAUGCAGAUCGCCUUUGAGCCCCUCCAAGCCCAUCGAGCGAGACAACGAGCCGUUGGCAACGUCGGUCCGUUCGGCAGACGCCUUGGAAAUUGACGUCGAUGAGAACACCUACGUUAUGGGAGAAGACGUGGACGACAGCAUGAGCGAUACGGAGAAGUGGGAGGCAUCAUUCAAUUCGCUAUAUCGAUAUGAGCGAAAGGGAGCUUCAGAAACAACUGGAAGUAACGACCUGGGCAUCAAUACUGGUGCAAGCGAAAACUCACGACGCCGGAACUUAGCCACAGAUCCACCAACUUGUACGUGCCCUACUCUCGGUUCUAUACGCAACCUACUGACAGAUAGUUGACCACAGUUCGUACCGACAUCGACCGCCC